AUGGAGAUCGCCUUGGUCACGCUGAAGAACGGAGGCACAGUGGCCAUCGGGAAAGGAGAACUGGCUGGGGGAAACAGCGGCCCCAAGGCAGAGGGAGAGGUCCGGCGUCCUCCGACGGGACAGCCGAACGAGGAAGCCAAGGAGGGAACGCCGAGGAGGUCCAGGCGUGGCGGUGGUGGGAGAGGCGAAGUCCCGGGUGGGCGUCCUUUACCCGAGCUUCCGGAGACAGCUCGACAGCAACCUCCAGGACAAGGGGAAGAAGAAGCAGAAACAAGCUCCCCCCUGGGGAUGUCGGAAGGUGAAGGUUUAGGGUCAGCUACCCUCCAUCAUCAACGUGUGCUCAUCAACAUCUCGGGGCUUCGUUUCGAGACUCAGCUUGGCACUCUGGCUCAGUUCCCGGACACUCUCUUGGGGGACCCUGCCAAGCGUCUGCAUUACUUUGACCCCCUGCGCAAUGAGUACUUCUUCGAUCGUAACCGACCCAGCUUCGACGGCAUCCUGUACUACUACCAGUCUGGGGGGAGGCUGCGGAGGCCAGUCAAUGUCUCCUUGGACGUGUUUGCUGAUGAGAUCCGCUUCUAUCAGCUAGGGGAUGAGGCCAUGGAGCGAUUCAGGGAGGAUGAGGGCUUCAUCAAAGAAGAGGAGAAGCCUCUGCCCCGGAAUGAGUUCCAGAGGCAGGUUUGGCUCAUCUUUGAGUACCCAGAGAGUUCCGGCUCUGCCCGGGGCAUCGCCAUUGUCUCCGUUUUGGUCAUCCUCAUCUCCAUCAUCACUUUCUGUCUUGAGACCCUGCCUGAGUUCCGGGAUGAACGGGAGCUGCUUCGCCAUCCCCAGCUGCCCCAGCAGCCUCCAACUCACCCUCAGAAUGCUAAUGCCAGCAGAGGCAGUGGUCGGGACCUGCAUCUCCUGUCUCAAGGGCCCACAGUAGCCCCUAUGGUGUCCAGGACCCUGGCAGAUCCAUUCUUCAUUGUGGAGACCACGUGUGUAGUGUGGUUCACCUUUGAGCUUCUGGUCCGCUUUUUUGCUUGCCCCAGCAAAGCGGAAUUCUCCCGGAACAUCAUGAACAUCAUCGACGUGGUAGCUAUCUUUCCUUACUUCAUCACCCUGGGCACGGAGCUGGCAGAGCAACAGCCAGGGGGAAUAGGAGGAGGUGGAAGUUCCAAUGGACAGCAGGCCAUGUCCCUGGCCAUCUUGCGAGUCAUCCGCCUGGUCAGGGUUUUCCGCAUCUUCAAACUCUCCAGACAUUCCAAGGGCCUCCAAAUCCUGGGCAAGACCUUGCAGGCCUCCAUGCGGGAGCUGGGGCUCCUCAUCUUCUUCCUCUUCAUCGGAGUCAUUCUCUUCUCCAGUGCUGUCUACUUUGCCGAGGCAGACAACCACGAGACCCACUUCUCCAGUAUCCCAGAUGCCUUCUGGUGGGCAGUGGUCACCAUGACUACAGUGGGCUAUGGGGACAUGAGACCGGUGACGGUAGGGGGCAAGAUUGUGGGAUCUUUGUGCGCCAUUGCAGGUGUCCUCACCAUAGCUCUGCCUGUGCCUGUCAUUGUCUCCAACUUCAAUUACUUCUAUCAUCGGGAGACCGAUAAUGAGGAAAGGGCUGCCCUCAAGGAAGAACCAACAAGCACCACAGGCCAGGGCUCAGCACAGGACAGUGUGAAUCAGAUGAAAUCUAGUGAGAGCAAAGGGUCCUUUACUAAAACCCCAGUUAACAUGGAAGGAUCCCACAGGGGAAGCUGCCCCCUGGAAAAAUGUAACCUUAAAGCCAAAAGCAAUGUAGACAUAAGGAAAUCCCUCUAUGCCCUUUGCCUGGAUACAAGCCAGGAGACAGAUCUGUAGUGGAGACCAAGACAGCCAGGUGGAGAUGUAGAAGGGGGAAGCAGAAUGACUCUUUAGAGUGGCAAUCUAUUUUGUACCAACAGAGUAUUCAAAGAUUAUUCUCCAACCUGCUUUUCUCCCUUGGUCCUUCUCCCCUUUCCCCCCUUUUUGUUUUUUCCACUUUUUUUUCCCAUGACACCAAAGGGUCACUUAUUUUUAAAAAGUACCACAUUCCAUGACCCAGGAAACUGUCGAAAUGGUGAGUGCAGUGAGAUGUAUGUAUUUGCAGUCCUGGCCACUUUUAGCCAUUAGUGGGAAAACCCAGGCAAAAGCUUUUGGAAAAAACCAACAACAAACAGAGACUAGAGAUUUUGUAAACCCCAGAUAUACGUGUUGCAAAUUUGAGUACAUUUAUUUGAAUAUUGGUGGGGAGGGAGUUAUUUUUCGUGGCAGAUGGAAGAAAAUUUUAUACUGUAGUUCAGAUAUUUCUGACAUAUAUUUUCUUUCUCUAUAUAAAUAUAUGUUGUACUUAUGGAUGGAAGAAGUUUGUGCUGCUUUUCUGGGAACCACUAUUUCACCAGCACCUUCCUGAUAUGGACACUUGUUUCUCAGCAUCAGCCUGUCCUAGUUCUCAUGUUCACAAACCUGUGUUUCUCUGGAUGUCAUGCAAACUUGAUGCUUUAGUUCUAGAAUAGAGACACUUUCUGGAAAGAAAGACAAGUUGUUUUUUUUUUUUUGUGAGCCUUAAAUAAUUGGUGUGAUUUUCUUUCUUCACAUUUUAAUAAGGUUCUGGAGGAAGAUUUCUUAUAAUUCCUUCCUCUCAUUUUUAUCCUCAGAAAUAAAGCAUUACCUUAUUGAGGAGAGUGCUUAAUUUUCUACAGUUUUUUUUGUGACAAUCUUUUUGUCUUCUUGGAUUAGGAGUGAGAGCAAAGACCUGGGGUGGUUUAGAAAGCCAGUGAUUUGAUAGACAACAUCCUUUCUUGGCAGUUGAAGGCACUCACCCCAUAAUCUGUGAGGGACAAUAUUCUUUGAUUUGUUCAGAAUGCAUUUAUUAAAGACCUCAUUUUAACAAGCUUUUUACUAAGGGAACUCUACUUUUCAGACCCAACGUCUAGCAUGCAAUGUGGAUUAAGUGAAAAGAAAUAGGGGAACAGACCCCACCUGAGGUUUCUUGGGAAUUCUUUCCCCCCAAGGUUUACCUCUGCUUAACACAGCACAGAACAGCUAAGGACCAAGACUGAUUCUUCUCAGACAAUAAAGCCUGUUCUACAGGAGCUUAUCCUACCAUGGAGUCACUGGGAGAACUGUGUUUAAUGAUGUACACCCCCUGUGGUAUGGGUGAAAGCUACCCUAUGCUUUUGUGGCAGCAGGGAAU
This is a messenger RNA of Gracilinanus agilis (Agile Gracile Mouse Opossum), 3184 nucleotides long. RefSeq names its product potassium voltage-gated channel subfamily A member 5 (gene KCNA5). Gene Ontology annotation, molecular function: protein binding; delayed rectifier potassium channel activity. Gene Ontology annotation, cellular component: voltage-gated potassium channel complex; membrane. The record is from RefSeq and is a predicted model, not a curated record. Bases 1 to 1830 code for a protein of 609 amino acids. Gene Ontology annotation, biological process: potassium ion transmembrane transport; protein homooligomerization. The transcript has a single exon. Lineage: Eukaryota; Metazoa; Chordata; Mammalia; Didelphimorphia; Didelphidae.